Amborella trichopoda is the source of this 1923-nucleotide messenger RNA. It is a transcript of the gene MOD1, whose product is annotated as NAD(P)-binding Rossmann-fold superfamily protein. NCBI's taxonomy places the organism in Eukaryota, Viridiplantae, Streptophyta, Magnoliopsida, Amborellales, Amborellaceae. The record is from RefSeq and is a predicted model, not a curated record. Gene Ontology annotation, molecular function: enoyl-[acyl-carrier-protein] reductase (NADH) activity. Gene Ontology annotation, biological process: fatty acid biosynthetic process.
GCAUUUGGUUUCUGUGACAUAAAUGCCCUCUCACUCCCUCCCUUACUUUCUCUCUCUUCUUUAGUAGUCCAACUUUCAUGAUUCAUCUUCUCCGAUUUUCUCUCUCUAAGAAGUAAAAACCCUGCACUUCUCUGUAGAGAGGCAAGGCCUGGUUUCACACAUACCGGUUCGAUCUUACCAAAGCUUUUUUUUAGAGAGAGAAAGGGCUUCGGUUUCGUCGCCGAGUUCAAAUUUCUUUUACUUCGUGAAUAACUAGAAAGGGACAAAAGCCCGGCGUUAACAACAAGAGAACCUCAAACUUCACCUAUUUUUAAUGGAACUUUAGGAGAAACCCUAAUCACGAGACUGAUUCGUUGCAGAGGCUUUCAUUUGCCGUUACUUCUGCAAUUUCUUGCAACGAGUCUACAAUGGCUGCUGCAACUGCUUCAGGGCUUCAAAUUGCUAGGGUUAGGCCUUAUGUCCCUUCUAGAGGUUUCAGCAAAGCCAGAGCAGGAGCUGCUCUUGUUGAUUCCAAAAGAAUAACUCACAGUGAGCUUAGAAGCUCGGAAUUUGUCUCAUCAGUGCGUCCAUUUUAUCAAAGCAUCAGAACACAGGCUUCCCGAUCAGUUAAAGCUGUGACGAAGGCUAUGUCUGGCAUGAGCGACAAUGGAGCAGCUUCGGGUUUAAGCAUUGAUCUGAGAGGGAAAAAAGCCUUUAUUGCUGGAGUGGCUGAUGAUAAUGGUUAUGGUUGGGCAAUAGCAAAAUGCCUAGCUGCUGCUGGUGCUGAGAUCAUUAUUGGCACCUGGGUACCGGUAAUGAAAAUCUUUGAAACUAGCUUUAAACGAGGGAAGUUUGAUGAAUCACGUGUGUUACCGAAUGGUUCUCUGAUGGAGAUAACCAAGGUCUAUCCAUUAGAUGCAGCCUUUGACAAUCUUGAGGAUGUUCCUGAAGAUGUAAAAUCAAACAAAAGAUAUGCUGGAUUCUCAAACUGGACUGUUCAGGAAGUAGCUGAACUCGUUAAACAAGAUUUUGGGAGUAUUGAUAUCCUUGUCCAUUCACUUGCCAAUGGACCAGAGGUUAGCAAACCACUGUUGGAGACAUCGAGGAAAGGAUAUCUAGCAGCCCUUUCUGCUUCAAGCUACUCCUUUGUUUCUCUGCUGAAAUACUUUUUGCCCAUCAUAAAGCCAGGCGGUUCUUCUAUAUCCCUCACUUACAUUGCUUCUGAAAGAAUCAUUCCUGGAUACGGUGGGGGUAUGAGUUCUGCAAAAGCCGCGCUUGAGAGUGAUACAAGAGUACUUGCAUUUGAAGCUGGAAGGCGCCGCAACAUUAGAGUAAACACAAUUUCUGCAGGUCCAUUGGGAAGUCGUGCUGCAAAAGCCAUCGGAUUCAUUGACAGGAUGAUUGAGUACUCUGCAGUAAAUGCCCCAUUGCAGAAAGAGUUAUUCGCAGAUGAGGUUGGAAAUGCUGCUGCUUUCUUGGUAUCGCCCUUGGCCUCAGCCAUUACAGGUACAGUCACAUACGUCGACAAUGGGUUACAUGCUAUGGGAGUUGGGAUCGAUAGCCCUGUUUUUGCAGAGCUUGCCAUACCCAAGGCCGAAACAUCCAAGGUCCCAGCCUAAAACUACAGUGUUUUUUCUUUUUUUCUCCUACUUUGUGUUUGAACAAUGCCAUUUUUGUUUUAUCUUGAUUUAUUUGGUUAUUGUGAGGGAUAACUUGGAUCAAUAUCAGUUAGAGAAAUUGUAGGUUUCCUAAGGAUAAUAAAUGGGGCUUUAGUGAUAUGUUGGCCGGUUCGCCUUCAAAGUAAGCUAUGAGGGGUGCCUUUAUUUUGUUACUAUUUUUGGAAAUUUGACUUUAUUUUUACAAGCAUAGAAAAGAUGUGGACGAGAUACUUUUUCAUAUAACAAUGUAAAAGGAAAUAUAUAUAACAAGGCCAUUUACUUUCAA